This is a messenger RNA of Cuscuta epithymum, 453 nucleotides long. Lineage: Eukaryota; Viridiplantae; Streptophyta; Magnoliopsida; Solanales; Convolvulaceae. The record is from the annotation of a GenBank genome assembly.
CCUGUUUAAAGUUUAAACGCUCACAUAAGGAUCGCCCAAGACAAUAUAUUGUACAAAGGAAGGGUGAUAACAGAUCAAAGGACACCCAACACCCGACAAUAUAUGAAACCUGAAAGAGGCAUUAGGAGAUGGCAGACGGUGAGGAUAUUCAGCCCCUUGUCUGUGAUAAUGGGACAAGAAUGGUUAAGGCUGGAUUUGCCGGAGAUGAUGCUCCCAGAGUUGUAUUCCCAAGCAUCGUUGGACGACCUCGUCACAACGAAGUGAUGGUGGGUAUGGGUCAGAAGGAUGCAUAUGUUGGUGAUGAGGCCCAAUCAAAGAGAGGUAUUUUGACUCUCAAGUACCCCAUUGAACAUGGAAUUGUUAGCAACUGGGAUGACAUGGAAAAAAUAUGGCAUCAUACCUUCUACAAUGAACUGCGUGUGGUUCCAGAAGAGCACCCAGUGCUCCUGACAG